Penaeus chinensis is the source of this 3655-nucleotide messenger RNA. Its product is annotated as bicaudal D-related protein homolog. The coding region runs from base 786 to 2666 and encodes 626 amino acids. The transcript is spliced from 13 exons. The record is from RefSeq and is a predicted model, not a curated record. NCBI's taxonomy places the organism in Eukaryota, Metazoa, Arthropoda, Malacostraca, Decapoda, Penaeidae.
AACUCGAUGGCAUGUUCAGUCUUGGCUAAAAUUCCGUCCAGGUGUGGCGUUACGCUCCUCCGCCGUGACUGUCUAUGCACGAGAAAACUUUAUAAUGAACUUAAAAUCCCCAGAACUUGGCAUAUCGAGGAGGAAAAUUUUGCGAUAAUAAUAAGUGCAGUCCUCUGGCGCCUUCAAAAGCAGUCGCGUUUCGUUGGGAAAUGAUCGAGUCAAAACUUGCGAAAGAGUUAUGAUAGAAAUGUGUUGUCGAAAGAUUGACGAAGUAGGAUCAACAUCAUUAUUGCGGUGUGUGUCUUGACCAUGGACGGUGAUACGCGCGUCUGACACAGGUGUUAGAAGUGUUAUAAGUGGCACAUACUGAAGUGUGUACCAUAGGCCUACCAAAGUGAAGCAUAGGCCUACAUAAGAGUGAGUGGCCCGGUCGUGCUGGAGCAAGACCGGGCUAAACCAUACUGGUGUCCUGGUACUUUUGUGGUAUCUUUGUACAACUGCGUGGUUGUAAGCCUCUUUUGAGAUUAUCUUAUUGUGAUUCCUGAGUGAUUGUGAUUCGGUGCUAUUGAUUCCUACUGUGAAAAAUAAUUCGAAGUCAAAUUAUAAAGAAAAAUCUAAUAGUGUCAAAACUGACCUACAGACGGCCAGUAAAGAAAUACCCAAGUUUUUUUUUUGUCUUGUACGAUCCACCUCCUCUCAGAAGCGAAAAUCGUAGAGGCACUUGCAACAGGCCAGGCACCGUCGCCGCCAGCACUGUGAUGGGCGCAGAAGGCGUGUGAUGCCCCCAUGUCGCGAUGCCAGUGACGGAGCCGAGCCCGGGCGUCGGGGUCGGUAAAGUAACGUCAGGUGAGCACAAGGGCGCCUCCAGAAUGCCCGGGGACAUGGCCACAACUAAGUACGAAUUGGAGGAUUACGUUUACGAGAUGGAGUGUCGGGCGGGCGAAAUGGCGGACGGAGCCGAGAACGAGGAUGUGUACUCUCGCCUCGCCCAGAAGGAGAGGGACCUGAUCCUGGCGGCCGAGCUGGGCAAGGCCCUCCUGGAGAGGAACGAGCUCCUGGUGCAGCAGAACGAGCGACUGGCGGAGGACUACAGCCACAAACUUGAGAUUCUCGAACAAGAGAAGCACGGACUACGCCGGAAGUUGACCGCGACCGAGAGCGAAUAUGAAGUCAAGAUCCAGGAACUCUCCGUUGAUCUGCAUCAUGCAAAGUCGGAGAUCGUGGAUCAGCGCGAGGCCGUUCGCCAGAGCGAGCGGGACAAGAGUCAGCUGAUCGACCAACUCACGGAACAGAACCAGCGACUCACCACACAGUUGAAAGACAGCUCCAAGCAUGAGCAGCAGCUGGAGCAACAACUGCAACUCCUUCGGGAUCAGUUCAACAUCCGAAAGUCGAACAUGUCGGAACAGGUGUCGACGCUGGAGGUGCUGCGGCAGGAGAUCGACAUCUUGACCGACAAGAAGAUCGAACUUGAGCGGAGGAUCGACAGCCUCCUGAGCGACCGCGAGGGCCUCAGCGUCAACCUCGACGAGUCCGCCGACAGGAUCCAGAUGCUCGAGAAACAGUACAGGGAGCAGGAGAUCAUGCUCCGAAACAGCCACCGAGAGCUCGAGGACCUACGCCACACGAACGAGUCCUUGACGGGUCGUCUGGAGGCCGUGAGUCGAAACUCCUCCUCGCCUUCCAUGGGGCAGACGUCGCUCCUCAACGAGAUGGACAUGUCGGACCACGAGGCCUCCCGCCCCCACUCGCACCCCAGCAUGCAAGAGGACCUGCUGGACAUGGACGAGUUCGAGUGCGACGACCCCAUCAUCUACCCGACUUCGGACGCCGAGACUCUCAAGACCGACACACCUUCUCUGCGUCAGGAGGUGGUGGAAGUGAUCGGUCAGCUGCGGGUUCUGACGGACCAGCUGAGACACCGCAGAAGGAACUCGCUCACGUCCCUCUCUACCAACUCCUCUGAUGAGCUCUCGCCGGAUAAGCUUAAGACCGGCGUCCUCGGGGCUGUAGCGAAGGAACUGCGUGGUCUGGUGCGGGAUCUCCUUCGUCGGGAGGCCCAAGGGCAGUGCGGUGCAUGCGGACGCGGAGGAGAGGACCGCGUGCAGCUGGAACAGGAAGUCCACCGCGCUCUCGAAGCUGUUGAUAAGCUGAACAUCGAGCUUAACGACACCAAAGAUAAACUCAAGGCCAAGAGCGACGAAGCCGAUGAGUUCAGUCAUCAAGUGACACUCGGGGAGGCGCAGCUCAAAGCCGUCAAGGAGGAGAGAGACAACCUCAAGCAUGACCUCGGGAACACGCACCUUGCCAAGGACGAACUGGUCAAGAAGGCGUGGGACAUGCGGGACAACGCCGUGGCCCGCAAGAACGCGUGCGAGAUCGAGCUGGCGAGGACCCGCAUCGACGUCAUGCAGAUCAACUCGCAGCUCAUGGAGGCGAUCCAGCAGAAGGUGGAGCUCUCGCAGCAGCUGGAGCAGUGGCAGGUGGACAUGCAGCAGCUCCUGGACGAGCAGAUGAGGAAGAAGCUGUCCAAGCUGGAGAUGGCCGCCGGGGCGUCGCGGGCCCAGGUCCACGCCCAGACUAACGGCAGCGACUCCGACUCCUCCUGCAGCGGCAAGGCCUCCCCGCGGAAGAACUCGCGCCUCUUCUCCCUCCUGACGACCCUCAAGCGGUAACCCGAAGACCGGGAGUCAGUGGCUGGUUAGGGAAGAAGGAAGAAACUGUAGCUUCAUCAGUGACUAUGUUCAUUCUGUUUUUCUUUAUUCGUGUGAAAGGAACGACGUCAUCAUCUCUGUAACACCUUUUUAAGGAAAACCUGGAUUCUUUCUGUUGAUGUUAUUAGAACUACAAAAAAAACAAAAAACAGCGGAUUCACUUGUAAUACUUAAAAAAAGCAAAAUGGCAUUAUUGUGUAUAUGUUAAAAAAAAAUGUUUGGAUAAAAUUCAUGCAAAAUCACUAAACUACGUUAACACACGCGAGGCCUUGCAACACCAUGUCGAAACUUCAGGGUAAAGGUUCACGGUGUCUCUCUUGUAUGGUUUGAUGGUCGUGCGAGGAGCAUGGUAUUCCCGAGACAGUCAGACCCUGAGCCACCUUUGUGCAUACACAGUCUCUGUUUAGAAUGUAAGAUUUCCUGUUUUAUUUUCUUUACGAUUGGUCAUUAUUUUCUCCCACACUCGCAGAAAUAAGCCUUAAUAGGUUUAGAAACUCUCCCAAAUGCUACUCACACGAUGGCCUUCCGAUUUGAGAAAAAUAUAUAUGUUAACAAAGUAUUUAUAGAUAUACACAGUUUAUCUUUCAAAUACUAGAAUGCUACUUCGUAUUUAUCUUAUUUCUUGCAACAUCACGACCCGUUGGUUUGGAAUUUUUGAACGUUAAGCUUUAAUUUGAAUAUUUUUGUAACUUGCCUAUAACAAGUUUUGUUUUGUGGCAAUGGGUGAAUUUUCUUUCAGCAAUAGAGACAAAGAGAAAGAAGUUUAAUAUUUUAAGGUUAAGGAAACAUUCUAAUGCAAUAAAAAUACGUUAUGAUAUCUUAUAAAAAGUUUUCUUCUUUGUUGAAAUGAUUUUUUGGAAUACACUGCAGGCAAAACAGGCGGGAUGUACAAAGAAGGAGAUUUUAUUGAUCUGAAAAUGAAAAAAAUAAUCUCUAAAGAAUAGUUUUUA